Messenger RNA from Chondrus crispus (carragheen), 980 nucleotides. RefSeq lists its product as hypothetical. The record is from RefSeq and is a predicted model, not a curated record. Gene Ontology annotation, cellular component: Golgi apparatus. NCBI's taxonomy places the organism in Eukaryota, Rhodophyta, Florideophyceae, Gigartinales, Gigartinaceae. The transcript is spliced from 4 exons. Gene Ontology annotation, biological process: endoplasmic reticulum to Golgi vesicle-mediated transport. Gene Ontology annotation, molecular function: SNAP receptor activity. The coding region runs from base 1 to 837 and encodes 278 amino acids.
AUGCAAUUGGAGCCUUACAGACGGCCCCCUGUGACAUGUUCCCCUUUGCUCCGCCACACUCGACCCCUUCUGUCCUUGGUCCCUCGUCACUCUUCGCCGCGCCCCUCCCGCUUGCUCGCUCUGCUGCUCCUCACCUCUCACCCCACGCUGCGAGCGUCGAAGAAACAACCCCGCCAACCGCUCAAUUCUUUGCGCCAACCUAUUAGGGCCUGUCUCUCUCUCUCUCUUCGUCACAGAACCAUGAAGAUUGUCUCGCUCAUGGUGCUGCGCGCACUCGACGCAGAACCCGACGCUAACAUCUUGGCCUCGGCCUACUUCCUCGACAACUUUGGCUACUUUCAACGGGAACCCGUCAAGCAAUUCGCCACCUUCGUCUCGAAGACCGUAGCGAAGCGCGUCGAGCUAGGGCAGCGGAGCUCAAUAGAGCACGAGAGCCACCUGGUCCACGUCCACGUCCGGUCGAACGGGCUGGCCGCCGUGGCGGUAUGCGACGCCGAGUACCCGUCGCGCGUCGCCUUCACGCUCCUCAUGAAGGUGCAGGAGGACUUCAUGACCGCCCACGCAGACGCCACAUGGCUCGCCGCCACCGACGAACUCCCCUUCCCACCGCUUGACGACAUGAUUCGAAAGUAUCAGGACCCGCACGAGGCCGACGCCAUCAUGAAGAUACAGAAGGAUUUAGACGAUACCAAGAUCAUACUGCACAAGACUAUUGACUCUGUCCUGGAAAGGGGCGUUAAGCUAGAUAACCUCGUCGAGAAGAGUACCGACCUUUCCGCCCAAUCGAAAAUGUACGUUACUGCGAAGAAGCAGAACAGUUGUUGUAGUAUGAUGUGACGGGGAUAGCGUUUAGGUUUUUCUUAUGUCGCCGGAAGGGCAAGCGCUAGAACGUGGACAACGUUUUUGUCUAACUUAGAUUUUUGAACUGUCUUCCGCACUUUGGCCAGCGAGACAAAAAUAAACCUGUCAGAGCCGCUCGA